Columba livia (rock pigeon) is the source of this 2427-nucleotide messenger RNA. It is a transcript of the gene RNF115, whose product is annotated as ring finger protein 115. Gene Ontology annotation, molecular function: ubiquitin protein ligase activity. Gene Ontology annotation, cellular component: cytoplasm. Bases 120 to 1691 code for a protein of 523 amino acids. The record is from RefSeq and is a predicted model, not a curated record. Lineage: Eukaryota; Metazoa; Chordata; Aves; Columbiformes; Columbidae. Gene Ontology annotation, biological process: protein ubiquitination. The transcript has 9 exons.
CGCUCUGGAGGCCCGGGCCAGGCGAGCGCGCCGGAAGUGGGAGGCUAGCAGGGUCGUUCCGCGGGCGCUCUACCCGGCGGCUCGCUGGCUCGGCGGAGGACUGACGGCAGGGAGAGAAGAUGGCGGAGGCCGCGGCCGUGUCCCAGCACCGAUUCUUCUGCCACAGCUGCAAGGGGCAGGUCAGCCCCAAGCUGCCGGAGUACACGUGUCCCCGGUGCGAGUCCGGCUUCAUCGAGGAGGUCACGGACGACGCCAGUUUCCUGGACGGCGGCGGCGCUGAUGACGGCGCGUCCACGCACUUCGCAGAGCUCUGGGACCACCUGGACCACACGAUGUUCUUCCCCGAUUUCCGCCCGUUCCUGAGCGGGGGGUCCCUGGACCCGGAGCGGGAGCCCGAGCGGGUCCCCCCGGCGCAGCCCGAGCUCUGGGGGCCCGGCCGCCCCCCCCGGCUGCCGGUGACGCGCCGGUACCGGCCCCGCGGCAGCUCGCGGCCCGACCGCUCCCCCGCCAUCGAGGGGAUCAUCCAGCAGAUCUUCGCGGGGUUCUUCGCCAACUCGGCCGUUCCGGGCUCCCAACACCCGUUCUCCUGGAGCGGGAUGCUGCACUCCAACCCCGGGGACUACGCGUGGGGACAGAGCGGCCUGGACGCCAUCGUCACCCAGCUCCUGGGCCAGCUGGAGAACACGGGGCCGCCCCCGGCCGACAAGGAGAGGAUCUCGUCCCUGCCCACGGUGCCGGUCACUCAGGAGCAAGUCGAUUCUGGGUUUUGCCGCUUGACCCCGGGGAGGCGGCGGCUCCGCGUCCCCCCGGUCGCGACAUCGGUGCCACCGUCACACACACACACAGACACAGAGACACAGACACACACACACACACACACUCGGGGUUUUGGCGUCACUGGCAUCGGCCUCAAAACCACGAGGAAUGUUGGCAGCUCCACCCCUCAAUUCACUUUAUUUUGGGAUCUGGUUCCCGGCACCCCCAGCACCCGCGGCACAUGCGGCACACACGGCACCCGUGGCACGUGUGGCACACACAACACCCUCUGCACCCGCGGCACAUGUGGCACAUGCGGCACACACCGCGCAGACAGCACACACAGCACCCGCGGUACAUGUGGUACACGCAGCACACACGGCACACACGGCACACGUGGCACACACAGCACUUGUGGCACCCACGGCACCCGCGGCACACACGGCACAUGCAGCACACACGGCACACGCAGCACACACGGCACACGCAGCACACACGGCACAUGCAGCACACACGGCACAUGCAGCACACACGGCACACACAGCACACACGGCACAUGCAGCACACACGGCACCCGCGGCACCCGAGCCGGCCGGGCCCUGCAGCCGGCGCCGCGCGUCCGGGCGGUAAAGCGCUCUCCCCCGUGGCGGCGCAGAGGCGGGUCUGGAGUGCCCGGUGUGCAAGGAGGAUUACGCGCCGGCCGAGCAGGUGCGGCAGCUGCCCUGCAACCACCUCUUCCACAGCAGCUGCAUCGUGCCCUGGUUGGAGCUGCACGACACGUGUCCCGUCUGCAGGAAAAGCCUCAAGGGGGAGGACUCGACGCGACAGACGCCCAGCGGCGCCGGCUCGGGCAGCGACAGCCGCGCGCACGAGCGAUGGACUUUCUGACCGGGGGGCGCACGGAAACAACGGCACCCCAAAGUAGCAGGAAAUAGCGGCGGGAGAGCCGCCCCCCCGCCCCCCGGCACCACCGUCCCGGCUCCCGACACCGCGCGGCAACUGCCGCCUCUCCCACAUUCCGGCCUUUUUUGGGUGGUUUUGACUUGGUUUGGUACCCGAGGAAAGCUCUGGGCUGGGGGGGCGUGGACACCCCCUGUCCCCGCGUCCCCUCGGGUGAUGGGGAAGCCAAGAUGUCCCGUUUCUCUCCCUCGCGUCCGGAGCCGGGGGGCGGGAUCGCACGGGGGCGUUCUGCCCGUGUUCCUCUUGAGAAGCGGCCGUGUUCUCGAGGGGCCGGCAGGGUCUCGGUGCCCCCCCCUCGCUCCCGGCGGGUUUGCAUCUCGCGGACUCAUUUUUGGUUUAUUUGGGGUGGUUUUGGCCCGUCCCCCCGCGGGUCCCGCAGCCGCCUCGUCUCACGGACCACGGCAAGGGCGCCGCCCCCGGCCCCUUGAGCCAUCGCCCCCCGGCCCCCCGCCCCGCGUCCCGGAGCAGCUCUUCAUUUUGGGGAUGUUUUGUUCCUUUUUUAACUCGUGUCACGUCUCACCCGCCUUCUUAUCGUCCCGGUACCGUCUGUGCUUACGGCACCCGCUAAACCCGCCCCCCCGCCCCGGGGGGUUAAACUCGGCCUAAGGGAGAGGUAAGUCCCGCCUAACCGUGCCCGGUGCACCACGGCCUCGAGUUUCACCGGGGGUUUCUGUUUGCUAUUCCGUCAAAUAAAGGACUUUAUAAAGAAAA